Molecule: messenger RNA, 582 nt
Organism: Fomitiporia mediterranea MF3/22
Lineage: Eukaryota; Fungi; Basidiomycota; Agaricomycetes; Hymenochaetales; Hymenochaetaceae
Exons: 7
Coding region: 1-582 (193 amino acids)
Source: RefSeq, a predicted model, not a curated record
AUGCAAAUAACUGAAUCUUCCGCAUCGGUUUCUAUACCCAAACCUCCAGCGGAUGUGAAGGAGGUUCUCGAUAAUGAGAUCAAGGAAUGGCAUUUUCAUAUCUACUUCUUGCAAAACAACAAAGAACAGCAUGAGGCUGCAUUGAACUUGCGCGACUCCGUGCUUCGUUUGAGACGUGAUGGCGCUUUUGUUGCUGUUCCUCUGGAUAGAGUUAACAUGGGCCCUAUUGGACCUCACCCAGCCGGGUCCUAUGAGAUUUGGUGCCCGUCCGAAUCUUUUGCGUCUGUAUUCUCCUAUCUCUGCAUGAAUCGCGGUGAUCUCAGUAUCCUUGUCCAUCCAUUGACUCGAGAAGAGGUAUAUCACCAAUUCCGCAACGCAUGGAUAGGACCAUCUUUCCCGUUAGACUUGUCCAAGCUACCGGUACUGUCCGAAGAUAUACCUCUUCAGUAUCCGAGUCUCGGCGUCGGAUAUUCCUCCACGGCUACGCAACCAUCUCUUGAGGAGCGGAAGGCAGCAGGUCGAAAGGUCGAAAAGACUCUAAGGAAGUACGAACCUGAUGCGGCUCCUGCUCCUCGUGAUUGA